Molecule: messenger RNA, 3016 nt
Organism: Westerdykella ornata
Lineage: Eukaryota; Fungi; Ascomycota; Dothideomycetes; Pleosporales; Sporormiaceae
Exons: 2
Coding region: 331-2910 (859 amino acids)
Source: RefSeq, a predicted model, not a curated record
UGGGCUUGUGGACUUGGUGCGCCUUUCACCACUUCACUUCACCACUGCCCCAUCAUAGCCACCUCCGUUAGCCAUACCGAGUUUCUCCUUCGACGCGACUGACCCUUUCACCGACCCUACCUACGCGUACCUCAACGCGUCGGUUUUCUAAUGAGCCAAGGAGCAGGGUGAAAAUUUUUCUGGUCAUUGCGGCGCGGGUACUUGAGCACGACGUUCUCCCCUCUUCUGGCUGAGUCGAUAGAAGUUCAACCUUCCGCAACAACCUCUGCUACUACGAUAUAACCACGGUCUCGACAGAUUGGAAGUACUUAUAAUCGGCUGGAUACUUUGAUGCCUCCUCCUCCUACUCCUCGGGAAGCCUCCGCGUACAACUCCGGUCCGCCAGACAAAAGGAUGGAAGAGAUGAGUGAUGGGGUUGACGCGUCGGCGCGUGGUGAGAGGCGGGAGAGUGCUGCUCCUGCUGCUGGGGAAGGUGGUGCUGGGCAUGAGGAGUUUGGAGGAUAUUUGCGAGAGCAGCACCGUGACGCUGGUAUGGCGAUGGAGCAGCACGACGAUGGCGAUGAAGAUGGAGAUGAAAGCGGAGAUGAAGAUGGAGAGGGAGAGGGAGAUGAACGAGAUGCUUCUGCUAGUCCGAAUCCGUGGGACGAGGAGGUUUCUGAAGGACGAGAGGAGGUUGGCGAUGAGGAUGGAGAUAGAGAGGAAGAGGGUAUGGAUGUGGAUGGAAAUGAUGGAAGUCAAGCUCAGCAUGAUCCCGCUUCCUCCACCACCACCUCCUCCUCCGCCGCCGAAGGACAGGCCGCCCAAACGAAGAAGACGAAGACAUUGCCAGCUACAGUUUCUUGCUGCGACUGCGACGACACCCUGGACUCGUCGGACGCGAUUUGGGAAGGUGGCCUCGACGGUUAUUACUGCAAACGUUGUCAUGAGCAGUUGGAGGAUGUGUGGAAUCAUUACGAUCAGACUUGCUUGCGUGAGCAAUCUUUGGAGGGUGCAAGCCGGGAACGUACGACUUCUCCCGGGGCUAGGAGGGCGUCGACGGACCUGAGUAAAAGCGAUGCGACUCUUACGAUUCAGCAGUCUGCAAAGGGUCCUGCUUCUCACGCCCGGAAUGCUUGCCCUGAUGCAGGCCCGGUACUUACGAGGACGAAGACAACGCUGCAGACGCCUGCUGCUCCACCACGGUCCAAUCAUCAGGGCGCUACCAUCCAGCACCACCGAGCUGCACCGCCUACCCAAUCCGUCGUCUCCCACACUCCUCCAACUCCCCGCGCGCCAUCCACCCUCUCCGCAGCACCCGCACCCGCACUCUCAUCCCGCCCUCCCACCACCCUCCCACUCACCCGCCACUGGAACGCCGCCGAAUGGUCGCGCUUCUGGAACAACAGCCCCGUGCCCCUAUCCUCCGUCUUCGACGCCCUGGACAUCGACCCCAAGGUCCACCGGGACUCGCUCACCGUGACGAAGCUGCACGAGGAGAUUAAAGCCGUGGCGAUGAAGUUGCCCUUGACGCAGGACGAGUUGGUUGGUAUGGCGGCGGAUCGGGAGUCGAUUCGGGAAGAGGUGAGGUUUUUGAUGGAGUGGUUUGGGGAGCGGGUUUGGGGGAAGGGGCCUGGAGGGAGGAACUUGACGAGGAGGUUGGUUGUUGGGAGGGAGGGGGAUGGGGAGUUGAUCCGCCUCCACCUCCACCAAGCCAUCUUCAUGAAGGCCUUCAACACGCGGCGCAACCAGCACGCCAAGCAGCGCGCCCAGGCCGAAAGGGACGAGGACGUCGCCAUCGCCGAGCGCCGCCAGCGCGAACGCGACAUGUGGAGGAAUGCGGAGCCGGGGGAGAAAGCGAAACUGGAUGGUGGAGGAGCGGUAGAAGGUGCAGGCAAGAGCGGGACUGGCAAGAUGGGUAGUAGGAAACGUGCUGCGUCUCCGGGGCUUGUUAAUGGGAAGGAGGGGAAUAAGAAGAAGAGGAGUGAUGGGAAGGUGACGGAGAAGGAGAAGGAGAAGCGAAAUGCAGCGAAGACGACAGCUAAGAAGGCGAAUGGCCCGCCGGUGCUCGCGAAUAUCAAUACCGCCGCCGCUCCCAUCCAGCAGCAGACGCAGACGCGCCUCGCAUCUGCUCCACCUUUAACCCUAUCUCCGAUUGUUCCUCCGACGUCAGUAUCUGCAGCAACUACACCGACAUCUACCCUAACCUCGACCCACCGGCGCUUCCUCAUCGCAGACCUCCUCAUCAAACUCCUCUACGACAUCGCCUCCCCUCCUCUCGCCGCCAUCACCCCUUCCCCCCUCCCGCCAACACCAAACACCCCGUCCUCCCUCCCCGCCUCCCCAACGACACCGCCGAACGUGCUCGACCCAAUGGACAUGGAACCCAUGCUCCUCUCCCUCCUCGACCAAGAAUGGCACUCCCCCGAUCGCAUCGCUUAUUACUCCUCCAGCACCUCCUCCGCCGCCGCCGCCGGAACCACUAGCCCAUUCAGCUACGCGACGCGCGACGCGGUGGUGAAAAUGUGGCUGCGCAUGCGGCGCGAAAUGUGGGCGUUGGAGAAGAGCAUCGAGGAAGGCGAGGUGGUUAGCGAUGAGCGCAGGUUCCUGCAGGUGAAUGCGGUGCGGAUGGCGCGGUUGGCGUGGUGUUCGUGGGAGAUUGAUGUGGAGAGUGGUGUCGAGACUGCUGUGGAGACUGGCGAACGUAAUGCCGAGAGUGGCAGGGCUGUCGGGAAUGGUAAUGGUGCAAGAAGCAAUGAGGGGAAGAGGAAGAGGGAGAAAGUAGGUGCCUUGGAGGUGCUCGCCGUCACGUUGGCCGACGUGUGCAAGGUUGAAGGGGAGAAAGGGUUGGAGUUGUUGAGGAAGGGGUUGAGGGCGUUGGAAGAGAGGGCCGUCGCGUUGGGGGAUGGUGAUGUCGCUGUUAAGCUGCUUUAGAUGCUUUAGAUUCUUAAGCUGCUUUGCUGCUUUGGCUGCCUUUGGCUGGCUGUGGUGGUGUUUGUGGGUGGGGUUCGGAAGUGGUUGUGGGUGAGACUGAGUAUGG